Molecule: messenger RNA, 1446 nt
Organism: Diaporthe citri
Lineage: Eukaryota; Fungi; Ascomycota; Sordariomycetes; Diaporthales; Diaporthaceae
Exons: 2
Coding region: 1-1446 (481 amino acids)
Biological process (GO): adenylate cyclase-activating G protein-coupled receptor signaling pathway
Cellular component (GO): plasma membrane
Molecular function (GO): G protein-coupled receptor activity
Source: RefSeq, a predicted model, not a curated record
AUGGACGAUCCGAAUUCCACCGACUCGAUCACGCCGUUACCAGCACUGUAUCGACGAUGUCAGACCGCGAUGCUAGUCCUCGGGAUGAUCUCCCUCGUGACGACCAGCCUGCUCUUUUUCCACAUCACCUACCGGCUCAUCAUCUGGAAGAUCAAUGAUGCCCGGCCCCAUCGAGCCACCGACUCGACCAGUGGGGCACAGGUUGACUUGAGUCUCGGGUUGUCUGAAGCCCAGUACUUCCAGACGAGACAGAAGCAAACCGGUGGCGAUGCUGCAGCAACAACGUCGACACAAACACCAGCACCCCAUGACCAUCUGGCGAGGAGAGAUACAGCACAGAGUGUGAUAUCACGACGCCAAAAGCCGCCCAAUCCUCUCUUGCUGCUAAUCUAUAACCUUCUCUUCUCCGACAUAGCGCUCUCCGCAACAUAUGUAAAUAAUGCCGUCUGGCUCCACAGGGAUAUGGUAGAAGUCGGAUCUACAACCUGCCACGCCCAGGGCUGGAUCGUUAGCUUCGGCUGUCUAGCAACCAGUGGGUUUCUCUUCACGAUAUCAAUCUUCAGCUAUCUCGGCAUUAUCCGUGGCCACAAACCGACUACUCGGGUGGUGGUCGCGGCAUGCGCCGCCGUCUGGGUCCUUUCCGUGUUCCUUGCGAGCCUGGGGCUACUUUUCAUUAAUGUGGAUGAUUACUACAAGAGGCAAGUCCUCUGGUGCUGGAUCGGCGAGGAGCAUCGACUCUGGAGACUGUCAAUCUAUGUUUCGGGAUUCACUUGUAUGUCUGGGACGUGCUUUCUCUAUUCCAUAAUAUUCUACCGCCUCUGGCGCGAAAAUCGGUCGUCACGAUUCAUGCCUCGCCGUCCCGAUUCGGUCACUUCAAGCUCACGGGCCAGAGCCGACGACAGCACACCGUUGCGCCCUUCGGGUCACCAUCCCGCGUUCCUUGUGUACCCUUGCAUCUACACCUUCACUGGGACGCCACUCAUCCUCGGGUCUCUAAUCCCAACUCUCGAAAGGCUCCCAGUGUUUAUGGGUAUAUCAGGAGCCCUGCUCGCCGCGACCGGUCUUCUCGACUCCAUCUUGUGGUCUUAUAUCAUUGUUUUCAGCGAUAAGGCAGACAUCCGUAACACGGGUCUCGAUCAAUUCACCUUCAUGCGGACACCGGAAGGGCGUAAUCUCGGCAACAUCGUGUAUGUGCAGGGAGGGCAGGACAAGUGGAAGAGGCAGUCGUGGCACUCCAAGAAGGACAAGGGCUGGUGGAGACUGGGCGAUCGCAACAGCAGCCAGCCGUCGCUCCCGUCGCAACAACCUCAGUCUGAUGGCGGGAUACAGAUGGACAUUGUUACGACGGUCGUGGUGGAUGACUCGAGUGUGGAUCCGUCGAGUCGCCAGUCAAGAGACAGGGGCUAUUCCACGGACAUUUCUUCGAGCCCGUCUCAUGUGAAGUAA